AUGGCAGGGACAGUGAUUUAUGCGGUGACAAAAUCCAAAUUAUGUGGUAACAAAAUUCAAAUUAUCUACGUGCGGUUCUGUUUCAUGGCCAAAUUUAUCGGAACUUUUCGGACAUUAUUCCGAAAAUUUUUAUGA
Messenger RNA from Dentiscutata erythropus, 135 nucleotides. The record is from the annotation of a GenBank genome assembly. NCBI's taxonomy places the organism in Eukaryota, Fungi, Glomeromycota, Glomeromycetes, Diversisporales, Gigasporaceae.